Molecule: messenger RNA, 686 nt
Organism: Bactrocera latifrons
Lineage: Eukaryota; Metazoa; Arthropoda; Insecta; Diptera; Tephritidae
Exons: 2
Coding region: 80-619 (179 amino acids)
Source: RefSeq, a predicted model, not a curated record
AAAAGAAGAGACCUCGAAGACAACAGUUGACAUUAUUCGCCGAGUUAACGUGAACCGACGUGUGAUUCUAACGAAAAAUAUGCUUGCCUACACAAAAUUUUUGUUGUGCGUUCUAUUGGCUGGUGUGGCCACCGCUACGGAUACCUCAAAGCCAACAACCACCAAACCCAUUUCGAUAACAACGGAAGUCAUUGAAUCAUCAAAGGAUCCUCAAGCCAACAUAGCGACGACAACGCCUCAGGCCGAUGGCACCACCGAGCAACGCGAAGCGCAAUUCGAGAUGAUCGCACAACGUAUGGACAUCACCAGCACUUUGGACGAUAACAACGAGUAUCAUUACCUCUGCACGGUGGGCAAAAAGCGCACCCAGAACGUCAUGUGCUUCGCCGAGGAUAACACACGCUGGGAGACACCGCACGAUGUUAACUUGAAACUGCGUUGCCCCAAAUCGGGCACCGGUUAUGAGAUCGCGUUCGCGCAAGUGGACGUUUGGAUGACCUCUAAUGAUUUGGAUUGUCGUGUAAUAGAGGGCGGUGUGGGUUAUGGAUCUAUUGGUCUGCAGCUGACCGCCUAUAAAACAAAUACGUUCCGAUAUAUUGCUGAUGUCUUCUCAGUUUGACAACAAGAAUCGUUGUUUAUGUGAAUUGAUAUGAUGAGGUAUAAAAUAAAUUGUUUGAAAUAAGCCA